Prunus armeniaca (apricot) is the source of this 603-nucleotide messenger RNA. The record is from the annotation of a GenBank genome assembly. NCBI's taxonomy places the organism in Eukaryota, Viridiplantae, Streptophyta, Magnoliopsida, Rosales, Rosaceae.
AUGUCUUUAGAUCCAAAUGCUUACUAUGGCACCCUACCAUCAACCACCGCCACCAGCACCGCCGCACCCUCAACGUUCUUUCGUGCCAGAGAAACGACCCAGUCCUUCUUCGCCAAGCGCCGCCCAUGGCUCGAGCUCGUCCAGCCCUUCUACAACUUCACGCGCCCGUACACCUUCGGCGACGCCACAAUCCGAAUCAAGCGCAACCUCAGCUACUUCCGCGUCAACUACACCAUGGUCGUCCUCUUCAUCCUCUUCCUCAGUCUGCUGUGGCACCCAGUCUCCUUAAUCGUCUUUCUCCUUGUCUUCGUCGCCUGGUUCUUCCUCUACUUCUUCCGCGACAACCCACUCGUCAUUUUCAACCAUAUCGUCGACGACCGUAUCGUUUUGGGCGUGCUUGGCGUUGUCACCAUCGUCGCUCUGAUUUUCACGCACGUGUGGUUGAACGUGUUGGUCUCUGUUCUAAUUGGGGUCGCAAUUGUUGCGUUACACGCAGCUUUUAGGGGUACGGAGGAUUUAUAUAACGACGAGCAAGAAGCUGCCGAAGGUGGGUUGCUUUCGGUUGUGGGCAGUCCCACGCGGCCUCGGUACUCCCGCGCUUAG